Molecule: messenger RNA, 2313 nt
Organism: Gymnodraco acuticeps
Lineage: Eukaryota; Metazoa; Chordata; Actinopteri; Perciformes; Bathydraconidae
Gene: ntmt2
Product: methyltransferase like 11B
Exons: 4
Coding region: 129-1001 (290 amino acids)
Biological process (GO): N-terminal protein amino acid methylation
Cellular component (GO): cytoplasm
Molecular function (GO): N-terminal protein N-methyltransferase activity
Source: RefSeq, a predicted model, not a curated record
UAGCAGCAGCUGAAGAAACAGAGUCGCAAACGGGCACUGAAACACACAGUCUCUACCAUUGCCAAGUCAAGCACCUUCUGGAUAACAGUACCGCUCUGUGAGGUGCUGCAAGGCCACAUCCAGCCAAAAUGGAGUCUGCAGUUGUAGAGGAAGAUACGGGCUCAUUCGAGUACAAGGCCGCUCACCAGGCAUUCAGGGAUCGCUGGAAAGAGACGGAUGAAACCAUGUGUCGCCACAGCAUGUCCUUCCACUUGCACCACUCGCUGAGGAGUGAGUUCUUUGCCAGCUACCUGUACCUGAUGGAGAAGAUUCCUGUUGUGAAGCUGUUUCCAGUCACCUGUGAGAUCAUCAAAGGAGAGAAACAGUUUUACUACAGAUCUCAGCAGUUCUACGAGGACGUCCCCGCCUCGGAGGAGGGCAUGCUGGGAGAUUUUGUGGAGAUAUGCAACGUGGAUCUGGAGGCUUCCCGUGAGUUUCUGAAGAGGUUUGUGGGUCCUGGUAAGGCAGGCACACAGUGUGCCCUGGACUGUGGCUCAGGCAUCGGCCGUGUGAGCAAAGGCGUCCUCCUCCCUGUGUUUGAGAAAAUGGAGCUGGUGGACAUGAUGGAGCACUUCCUGCUCCAUGCUCACGAGGAGUACCUUGGCGAUGAUGCAGACCGCAUUGAGACCUACUACUGCUACAACCUGCAAGACUUCACGCCUCCAAAAAACAAAUAUGACGUCAUCUGGAUGCAGUGGGUGGCAUGCCACCUAACAGACAAGGACCUGAUGAACUUCCUGAUGCGCUGUAAGAAGAGUCUGCAUCCAAACGGCGUCAUCAUAAUAAAGGACAAUAUGGCGCGGCAGGGUUGCAAGCUGGACCCAAUCGACAGCAGCAUCAGCCGCCAUCUGGACAUCAUGAGGUGCAUCAUCGGCAAGGCCGGCCUCGAGGUCCUGGCUGUAGAAAAGCAGGAAGGCUUCCCUGACAUCAUCAUGCCUGUCUGGAUGAUUGCAAUGAAGUAGUGACAUCAUAACUCUCAGAGGGAAAUCCAACCUUAAUCUGAAUGCACACGUUUUUCCUCUUUUGUCUGAGUCUAUAUUUUUGAUCAGGUCUCUAAAAACUACAACACCACAGCAAGAAAUCUUCCAAGUGUUCAACAGCAGAUAAAUCCUGAAACCGCCGUGUGGAGUGUGUGAUGGCACCCGGGGAGAUUUUAUGGAGACAGGAGCUAUUUUUCUGCACAGCCCAGAAGUCAAAUAAAGGUUUUACGUGGACAUUAACCUUCUACAGAAGCACUCUGUACGUCCACCAAAGCUAGACUGUAAUUUAUUGUCGGCCGACCACCUCCGGGGUCUGUAUCGUGAUGACAUUAAAGGUGGACCCUCAGCUCUCUUGAGUUGUUCCUGUCUCAACCACGAGGAUCAUUGGAAUAACAUAUGGACUAAGAUGGUUUGUCUGCCAAGUGAAUGAUUUGUAUCCCGUUAGACACUAAAUCCAGCAUGUUACAUUACAAGGACAGCACUCAGCCAUAAUGUACCAUGUUAGAUUUCUAAAUAAAAAACAUAUUGCUUUAUGUUUUAAACAUGGUAAUUAUUUUAAACUUGAUAUUUAUAAGAGUUUCUUGUUAUAUGAAUUCUCACCCCAUUGUAAUAUGAUCUGCAUGUAAAGUUGAGCAGGGGAACCUGUUAACAAAAGUCAUGUGACAAAAAUAUCAGUAGCCUUGGGGUCAGUAUCAAAAUGCUGUUCCCUGAGAGCCAAAUCACUUUCUUUGUUGGAAAUAGUAUCCUUGCUCUGCACAAUGCUGAACUUCCAUUUUUUUUUUUGUAACACGACCUUGCUUUUUCUAGGGUUUUGGAAAGUUUCAAGAAUAUUAAUCCUUCAAUGAUUUAGAAUUAAUAUAAAAAAUAUAAACCUGAAAUUGAGCAUAAUAUGUCCUCUUUAAUAACGGUUGAAGAUGAGGUCCUAAUGUUACCUUUCAGUGCAACAUGUAGUUCUCUGUUCACAUUGUAUUGCAGGAGAAAUACUGUUAAUUCAGUGCACUCAGUACAAGCUAGUCUGGUGUAAAUAAUCAAACUUUAUGUAAGUUUUUUUUUUAACUUUUGCUUGUAAUAUUGCAGAUGAAUAGAUUUUUUUAUAUGGAUUUCUUAAUUUUUUCUUCUGUUAUGUGUUUACAUUUAGACUAUAAAUUGCUUUAUUUGCUUAAAUACAUUUUCUUGCACAAUAUCUACAAAUGUGAUGAUAAGAAUCCUUAAUUUAUUUAUAACUUACUGUUUGUUUUCUUCAAUUUAGCUCUUGCUUAGCUUAGCGUUUACUUGCAUUUUUCAAAAAUAAAAA